AUGCAGCUGAGCGACAUCGGAGCACCUGGAGCGGGGACGCUGUACACGUACGGGUUCGAGGACCUCGUCGAAGAUGACUGGGACAGCCUGGGGCAAGUUCUCGACGGUGUACCGCGUUGUGAGCUCGGCCACGAGCAAGCACAGGUCGACGACAGAAGGGGUAUCGUCAACGCCUAUCCUGACGUCGCUCAACAUUUUGCCGUCAGCCCCGGCCGUAGUCGCCUCGGUGUCCACGAUCACGGCUACUGCGACGCGCACAACCGUGACUACGCAAGUCACGACCGGCUCGCUCGAGGGCUCCUGCUCGCCAUCCAGCUCAGAGCCGGCCUCUACCGACUCAUCACCCUCCUCCACCAGUAUACCCACAACAUCCUCGUCUACGACCACGACCACGGCGCCCUCGCCCACGAAACGCUUCCCAUCACCCGACACGACCCCGCUCGCCUCUGGCACGACGACCCCUGUACAACCGCACCCGCAUCAUGUCUCGAAGGAGCAAAAGUUCUUCGCCCUCAAGCACACGCCCCUGUAUCCGCACCACCAGUUAAUCGCGCAACGCCUCCUGCGUGA
Messenger RNA from Trichosporon asahii var. asahii CBS 2479, 570 nucleotides. RefSeq lists its product as uncharacterized. NCBI's taxonomy places the organism in Eukaryota, Fungi, Basidiomycota, Tremellomycetes, Trichosporonales, Trichosporonaceae. Bases 1 to 570 code for a protein of 189 amino acids. The transcript has 2 exons. The record is from RefSeq and is a predicted model, not a curated record.